AUGGAAGCUAUGGAUCUUGUGGGUGAUAACAAUCCAAUAGGCUCGAUUCGAUCUAACACUCCACCAAGUGAUCUGCUUCCUGGUGAAGAGGUGCAGGCCAACUCAACAACUGAAGCUGGCCUUCAUGAUGAGGAUAGAGCAUCUGCCACUGCUGCUCACGUUGGCAGCUCAAGGGAUCAUCCUGCAAUGGAACAAACUGAGCUCUAUCUGGAGUACUUCCAUUCUGCAAUUAUAAGUGAGGAUUUAGCCACCAUAAAGAAUCCUCGCCUUUCACAAGCAAAAAUGGCUGAAGCUAUCAAAGGACUGGUAAGAAAAAAAGGCUACAAAUCAGCAGAUCAUGGUAAAGAGUAUAAGUUUAGAUGGACUGACGACUCAACUUACUAUUUAAUUAAAUAUUGCUGUGAAGUUGGUCCUUUUUAUGGCUUCGAACAUCUGAAAUCACCGACGGUAAAGAAGUUAGAACGAAGCAGUUUCAUCUCUCUCAAGUGGAGUUGUAUUUUGUAUGAUCUUCUGAUGUCGCUAGAAUUUGAAAACAAUGUGAUACCAACAGAAAGUCAAAUCAAACAAAGAUGCUGAUAUCUGACGGAACUCGGGCAUCCCAAAUUAUUUGCUGUCACCACCGGGGAUGAGAGAAAUCCCUUCUCGCUGACAGGUGUUGACAAAGUUGAUAACGUCUUGGAAGAGCUCUGUAGGUUGAAAAACGAUUCGGAACUUAGCAGGGCAGAGAUUCAGAAACGUAUUACCCAUCAACGAAAUAAUAAAAGGACUGCAGGUCAAAUGUUGUCCUCGAAUAGUAUUCCAAACAUCAUUGAGAGAACAUGCUGUUCGGAUUUUGAAGAAGAGUCGUCUAUAGAUGAUGUGAACCAGCUCCAAAAUAUCACAAUCAGAUGCAGGAACAGGCCUGAAAAUUUGUUGAUCUCAGGAGAUGCCACUCCAGAUGGUCGUUCGCUUUCAGAGUUUUCAAAAUCAAUGAGAGAAGAGCAUGAAGCGGCAAAAGCAAAGACGAAGGUAACUCUUUCGGAAGAAAGAAAAUACCAAAAAAGAUCUCAGCAGCAGAAGGAUGUUGAGUUAGCGCUAAAACGCCGAGAAUUGGACUUAAAGGCUGAGAAAAGCAAGUUCAACAGCGAAAUACUCAGGCGCGGACAAUUCGAAUUCGACGCCAAUAAGAUUGAGACACUUAUAAGGAUCGUGGGAUCAGCUAAAAGCUUAGAAAAGGAUAAUUCCCCAUUUACCGACGGUUUACAGAAGCUGAUUAAUGAUUUUCUCAGCCGUUACCUGUGA
Molecule: messenger RNA, 1281 nt
Organism: Lachancea mirantina
Lineage: Eukaryota; Fungi; Ascomycota; Saccharomycetes; Saccharomycetales; Saccharomycetaceae
Source: the annotation of a GenBank genome assembly